Messenger RNA from Hipposideros armiger (great roundleaf bat), 2612 nucleotides. It is a transcript of the gene EXD1, whose product is annotated as exonuclease 3'-5' domain containing 1. The coding region runs from base 355 to 2052 and encodes 565 amino acids. The record is from RefSeq and is a predicted model, not a curated record. Gene Ontology annotation, molecular function: nucleic acid binding; 3'-5' exonuclease activity. Gene Ontology annotation, cellular component: PET complex. The transcript is spliced from 12 exons. NCBI's taxonomy places the organism in Eukaryota, Metazoa, Chordata, Mammalia, Chiroptera, Hipposideridae. Gene Ontology annotation, biological process: piRNA processing; nucleobase-containing compound metabolic process.
CUGGAGACGCUCAGGAGUCGGCGUCCCGGCCGCACGCCGAUUGGCUCUUCAGAAAACGCUCGUUUGGAGGGGCUGGUUCCGCUCAGCUGCGCGGCGCUGCGUAUUUGUCUCCAGUCCUUCCAUAACCGCCACCGCGGGCUUGGAACUCGCCGAGAUUUCUUAACAGCAGUCUCUCUUUUUUUAGUUCGGCUGAAGCUCCAGGAACUCACCAUUUGGCUGAAAUUGAGACAGGAUUUCCCAAACUUCCUUCGGGGAAAAAAAAACAAAACAAAAACUUAACGUCAAAGGAGAGUGAAUUCAUAACUGUAUGGAUACUUAAAGAUUAUUUGAAGACUGCUUUUGGAAUCAAAAAGCAUGGAUCCCAGCAGUGACUACCAUUUCCUCAAUCAGAUUUUGUGGAGAAGGGUGAAACUCACAUUGGUUUGUGGUAUCUUUGAGGGAGUACUCCAGCAUGUGGACCCUAACAAGAUUGUUGUCCUGAAGAAAGUGAAGAAUGUGGAGACUGGUAGAAGUGUCCCAGGAGUGAAGAUGUUUUUUGGGCAUGAGAUUGUGAAUGUGGAGCUACUGGAUGAAGUGGAACAAGGUGCAGUAAGAGACAAGGCAUCUUCUGUUAGUCUAAAUACAGAAAGAACCAGGAUGGAUGAAAUGAAAAAUGAAGACCUAAAUAUAUGUGAGCCUCCUUCUCCUGCCCCUGAAACACCAAUCACCUCUCCGCUGAAUAACCUCAAGUACAGCCCAUCAGAGGAAGAGGAGGUGACAUACACAGUCAUUGAUCAGUUCCAGCAGAAGUUUGGUGCUGCUAUGCUCCACAUCAAGAAGCAGAAUGUCCUAAGUGUGGCAGCCGAAGGAGCUAAUGUGUGUCGUCAUGGGAAACUAUGUUGGCUUCAGGUGGCCACAAAUAGCCGAGUUUAUUUAUUUGAUAUUUUCCUUCUGGGAAGUCGUGCUUUUAACAAUGGACUUCAAAUGGUAUUAGAAGACAAGAGAAUUUUGAAGGUUAUCCAUGAUUGUCGUUGGCUUUCUGAUUGCCUCUCUCAUCAGUAUGGAAUUUUGCUGAAUAAUGUCUUCGAUACACAGGUGGCAGAUGUCCUUCAAUUUUCCAUGGAAACAGGUGGCUUUCUUCCAAACUGCAUCAGUACUUUACAGGAGAGUUUAAUAAGACACCUUAAAGUAGCCCCUAAAUAUCUCUCCUUUCUAGAAGAGAGACAAAAGCUGAUUCAGGAAAAUCCAGAAGUAUGGUUCACACGACCUCUUUCACCCUUCUUACUAAAAAUGUUGGCCCUGGAAGCGACCUACCUGCUACCCCUUCGCCAGGUACUCCUGGAUGAGAUGAUGUCUGAUCUCACCACCCUGGUGGAUGGGUACCUCAACACCUACCGAAAAGGAUCUGCAGACCGGCUGGGAGGCAUGGAGCCUACAUGUUUGGAGCUUCCAGGGGAAUUGCUUCAACUCAAAGACUUCCAGAAGCAGCGCAGAGAGAGAGCUACAAAAGAAUACAGGAUGAAUGCACAGGGACUCCUAGUAAGGACAGAGCUACAUCCAAAGAAAUCAGAGCCAGCAGGAAAAGAGGGAAAAGUAAGAGGUUUCUUACUUUGUGAAAAUUCUAGGCCAAAUAAAGCUCCAAGUUUUACAUCUCACAAGGAUGUAAAUUGGCUGAAAGAACAAGCUAAGAGUAAACAAAGUACAAAUCCUCCACAUUUACUUCCCAUGAAGGAAGAAGCCAGUGAGGAUUCCACUAACCAAAUCAUUUGUCCUGAGUCAGAGGGGUCGGAGGACCCGAAAAUAAAUCAAAAAGGACACUUUAAGAUACCCAAACAGGUGUUUCAGACAAGUUUGUCUUUGAAAGAGGAGCUAGAACAGUUACUGAUGGAGAACAAGGAAGAUUUAAAAAGCACCAAACAAGAUGUUUCAGUGUCUCCUUCUCUUUCUCAGGGAACCAGAGUGUCUCCAAGUGACAACUUGCCUCCUUUUAGAAAAGCUGUACUUUCUACACUUCCUCCCUGUCCAGCCUUGGAGAAGAUUUCCUGGAUGAAUCCAUCUUCAGUUCUGCCUUAGAGAUUGGCAAUUUGUUGAGGCUACAAAGGUUGUUCAUUUUCCCUGUUAUCAGGGCCUUCCUCAGUGCUUAAAUUUCUCAUGUUGUAAAUUUAGUUAUGGCUCAGUCAUGGGCUUCGGGGAAAAUUAUAUCCUCUUGCUUAUUUCUACAUUCCUGGAAUUUGAUGAAGAUGGGAAUGGAUAAGUUAAAUAAUAGAAGUAAAUAUUCUGAUUAGGUCACUUGGUAGAAAUGUUCCCAGUGGCCAGAGUGAAUUAUUUCUCAUAAUUUGGAUUUAGAGGAUUUGAAGAAGGGAAAAUCUUUGGGCUCAGUAUCUGGAAGAAUCUAUGCUUUUAAAAUUUGGUUGUGUUUUGGUUUGAAGGGGGUUGGUAAAACUCUUAGCCAUAAGUUUAAAAAUAAUUGGUACUUCACAAUUUAUUAAUGUUCUUUUCCUUUUUAAAAUAUUACCUUUAAUUUGUAAAUUAUACUUCAACAAAGCUAAAAAAUAUUAACUUUGUUUUUGAAUGUUUUGUUUCUCAUGUCGUAGACAAACAAUAAAUAGUUCAUGUUAUUAUAGGAAUCAAUA